AGACCGAUACUAGCCAACAUCAGACCGGGUGAUCAAAUGGAUGAUGCCGCAUGGACGGGCCUGCAGAGCGGCGUGGAGUAUCUAUUAAGGAUGCAACAACUGACGAGACAACUGCUAUCACCCUCAAGAUUUUACUACGGGAUGAGUCAAUCAUCAACUACAUCGAAAACAGUCACCCAAAAUUACAAAUAAAUAUUUUGUUUCAUGAUUCUCUGCCAACUAAGAGCGAACAUUCUCCCAAAUGGGGAACCUUCUGGAUUCAGCUAAAUCCAUCAGCAGACCCAGAAUUAGCUGGCUCUGUUGGCCAUUUUCGGGCUCUGUAUCGGUCUAGUGUAGCUUAGGAACUAGGACGUAGCGUAGCGCCACCAGCUCUAGCGUAGCGCCACCAUAUUACGAAUAGGCACUUUGUUUCAUCCGCUGCCAACUGCCAACAAACUAUGCUGGAGCCUGGCAUGGCCCCUGUUAUCACUCAUCAUGAAAGUGAAACAACAGAGUAUGAGUCAACAUAUUUGAUUCAAGAACACAUUAGAGUAGGAACUCUCAUGCAACAUCAAAAGGUCAACAGCGGCCUGUAUAUUAGAGUAGUUGCUCUCUCUCUCUCAUCCAUCAACACUGCGACCACUCUGGUAAUAUACUCUUCUAACUUUCCCGGUUGUAACGGAUGUAGAUUUUCUCAAAAAGACGAAGGAUGCGCUGCUGAGUGGAGGAAGCGAUGACAUGGAAACGAAAGCAGUUAAGCACAUUCAUUCAUUCAUUCAUUCAUUCAUUCAUUCAUUCAUUCAUCUCUCCAGUGCGUUUGUUUGAAGAUAAGCCGUACUGAUAGCAUUUCUCAUCUCCCUUUCUCAUCUCUCAGGACUGUUCCUUUGAUAAGCAACCAGUCAAAUGAUAUUAAAAAUAUCGACUCUAUCCUUCGUCUUAAUAAUAUUUGAUAUUUACUUAUAAUAUAAUUCCUUUUCGUUUUGUUCCUUUGUUUUAGAAGGUAACAACAACAAGGAACCUGCUAAGAGAUGAAGAAACUGCUGGAACUAUUCCGCAUGAGGCUCCACUAUUACUGGACGGUUGCUUGCGGUUGGCAGCCAAGAGGCAGGACAGACAUAUGAACAGAAUUCUGAAUUCAUAAAGGCUUGAUCUCAAAGUGGAAGGACCGGGAACCCACAUUUGGAGGGUAAUGAUUGACGGAAAUAUUUAAUAGUGAGGUUUAGUAGCCCUUUUUCUGAGGACUCCUCAGUAGAAUACGGGUCCUCAGAAAUAAAAGGGCUACUAAAACUGGAAUUCUAGUACUUAGACUUACACCCUGAUUGCUCCAGUAAAAAUAAAGGGAUACAACAAAUAGAACUAGAGUGCGAGGGCGUAGGGCUUAGGGAUCUCCUCUUUUAGUAUCCGUUUUCAUACCCAGCACCUUACCCUUAGAAUCCGUUUUUUCAUAGACAGCUACAAAGCCAAAAAGCGCGGAUUGGUUUGAUGAAGCAAGCUACUAUAA
Molecule: messenger RNA, 1480 nt
Organism: Amoebophrya sp. A25
Lineage: Eukaryota; Dinophyceae; Syndiniales; Amoebophryaceae
Source: the annotation of a GenBank genome assembly